This is a messenger RNA of Mytilus californianus (California mussel), 8543 nucleotides long. RefSeq lists its product as uncharacterized. The record is from RefSeq and is a predicted model, not a curated record. The transcript has 2 exons. Lineage: Eukaryota; Metazoa; Mollusca; Bivalvia; Mytilida; Mytilidae. Bases 1153 to 3822 code for a protein of 889 amino acids.
UUUUGAAGGUCAGCUAAAGAACUAGCUUGCAAUAAAAUACCCUGCAAUUAAUUCAAAAGAAGAAAAAAAGAAAAUUUAAAUUCCUUAGGUAAAUCUCUAUAGCUAUUGUCACACUGCACAAUGCUAUUUGUAAACCAAGGAGCUAAGACCAUUCGUAACUGCACAAUAUGGGGGUAACAACCCAACUCUAAUAAUAAAUGGUAGUGAUCAUUUUUAAUGCUUCUCAACAGGUAAAAAUAGCACAAGGUGAUUUCAUCACUAAACUAUGUAGUAAUUUGGCUAGGUGAAGGUAGGGUAAUAAAUUGUCAUAACACACAGGGCCUAGAGCAAGGUGAUUUCACUGCUUGUGAUCAGUACUGGAUCAAUACUCAUAGAUUAUUGAUGACUUUUAGACAAAUUAACAGACUAUUUUUAUUUUUUCGGAGAACUUGUGGACUGAAUUUUUUGUGAGAAUUUUUUUGAUGCAUUUUCGAGGAUUGAUUGGUAUGGACGUAAUUUGUAAACUAAUAUAAAAGAUGGUAGUAGGUUAUAAGGAGGGCUAAAAAUAACACAUCAAAACCUACACAAAGUCAGUUUUAGGAGCUACAAAGUGAUUUUCGAUAUAUUCAUGAGUGGAUUACUAAACUGUUGGAUUGGAAACAAUUUGCAACAAAAAUAAAUAUUUUUUUGCAAUUUAUGGUUAAUUCAGCGUGAAUUGUGACCUAUUUGCUUUGAAAUAUUGGAUACAUAUUAUUCAUAAAUUAUUGACAGGAAUGUUAAAAUUUUUAAAGUACCGUACAUUAAAUGUAUCUUGAGGAUAUAUAACCCAUACGUAGAACAAAAAAGUUAUAAAGGAAAAUUACUGCUGACAUAGCUACAAAAGGGAAUUACAAAUUAAUGUCAGGAACAUAUUUUAAUGAAUUUUAAUUAAAGUUUACUUCGUGUGUACGUAUGUUUACAUAAAGAGAGGCAUAUUUGGUGUUAAGUUCAUUGAGGAAAUAUCUUUGGAAUAUAUUUUGUUAAUUUGAGUAUACCUUGUUUGAGGUAAUAAGCAGACAUAACAGUUUUAUAAUUUGCAGACAUCAUGAUUUAAUUGGAUAAAAAAUGGAUGAAUUCAGAUCAAGAUCACCAGACUGAUAUUGUAAAUUGUUAUCUGAUAAAAAGUUGAUCACAAUGGCUAGCAAAGUAAGCUCGGGGCAAUCUGAGAUCUAUCGUUCACGAAUGUUGCCAGUUGUUUCCUCGUCUGCACAUAGCUCUUUGCCUAGGGAUAGUCGUAAAGAUGCUCAAAAAUCAAGAUCUGGAUCAGUUGUCACUGGGCGUAAAAGUCAAGCACACGGAUUCAAACCAUUGUUUCCACCAGAUGCUAAUAAUUUUGUGUCAAAAAUCGUGGAUAGAAAUUCUCAGGAUUUUAAGGAUACAAAAGAUUCAAAGCCACGAAUCAUCACACCAGUAUCUUCUGUUGCACGACCUUCACCUUAUUUGAAGGACUCUCGUAAAGAAGAAAAAGAAGAGGAAAAUACAGAAGCGCCACCAAAGUUACCUCCAAGAAAAAGGUUGCCAAGCCAACCUUCAUCUACAAGAACACAGAGUAAUUUACCAGUGAGAACAGAAAGAAGAACACUGCCAUCACCUAGAGUUCAAGAGCAGACGUCAAACAAAUUAGAGAGAACUCAAAAUUCAGUCCCUAAUCAGAGUUAUAGGACUCAAAAUCAUCAUCUAAAAAGUAAAGAAAAUGAGCCAAGCGCUCUUCCAGUAAGAACUGAAAGGAGAACAAGUCAGAUAGCAAAUAGAGACAAAUAUUUGACUUCUGAACGAAAGGAAAAUAGCUAUAACUUGCAUUCAGAAACUGAUUUGAGUCAGGAUAAAAGAGUAUCAGAACAAAUAAGGGAUGCCAAUCCAUUGACAAGAACCAAUGUUACGCAACACGACAAAAUCUGGGUAAGGGACGAACCUAAACAUGGACCAGGAACACUUGUACCACCUCUUCAGGACAUAACCCCUGAAACUACAGAAGAAUUGUGGAAUAAUUAUGAUCCCCUUGAUGCAUUAGACUCUGCAAGUGAUUCAUCAGCUGAUACAAUGAUUAUGAUGACAACGGAAGAGGAACAGCGGAAUGACGAAAAAAUCCAAAAGAAUCAGAAAAGUUUCGAGAAUACAAAAUGUGGUUCAAUUAGAGAACAGACUCCUACCAGGGAGACUGCAAAUCCUAUUGGAAUGCAAAAUGGUGGUACACAAUAUCUAAAACAUUCUAAGGACAUUGAUUUAUCACCUAAAAGCUCUGAAGAAGAUGAUGGGUAUGGUACAAAUUCAAGUACAAGUACAAACUUUUCUUCUGCCUUGUCAUUGCUUGCUAAUGGGGAUCUAGAACAAAAACCACUUCAUGGUAUUUUAAAGAAAACUGGACAAAAUAUGCCAAACGGUAUAAAUGGAAUUGCAAAUUCUUAUGUGUACAAUACCUCACAAAAUGGACAGUCUAAUACUACAUGGGCUGUGAGGAGAAGGACAAAAAUGACGGAAUCACAAGAUAAUUCGUUGCAGGAAAAAUUACGUCAACUUGCCAUAAUUGAAGAAGAAAAUACUCACGAUGAGAAUCAGGAAGAUAGAUUAGGAACACUACGGAGAAAUUCUGAUGCUGGCAGUUUUGGUUAUUCUUCUGACAAUGAUUCACAUUGGAAAUGUGUUGUUAAUUCUACAUCAACGAGAGACAAUACCCGAAUAACUAGAAGAGGGCAUCCGUCAGAAGAGGAGGAAAAACAGGAAGAGGUUGUUCAAAAUGACUUGAAGAAAUUUGAAGGUGAAUUAUACGAUAAAUUAACAGACAUGGAUUUGAAUUAUCGUAACUAUUAUGGAUUUGAUAACAUGCAAAGUGAUGAAAAGGAUAGUCCAAAAGUGCUAUAUUUUCAAGAGAAAAUGAUUAAACAACAAUAUGGAGAGGACAAUUAUUACAAACCUAGUUCUUAUCAAAGUGCUUCGAAUCCAGUGGAUUAUUCUAGGUCACAGACAUUGCCAACACAAUCGCAUACUAGAAAUAUGCCUGAAUUAUGUCAAAGAGCAUAUUCACAAGAUCCACGGCAAAUUCAAAACUAUGGAUUAUCCAAUGGCUAUGAAAGUCAGAAUACCUCAUAUCGAUCACUUGUAUCAAAUAGUUCGGGACAUUUUUCAUCGCAGGACUUUAUUCAUGCAAGUAAUGAUAAUAUUAGUGUACACUCUGGCCAUUCAGUGCCGGGAAACUUAUAUAAGACGAAAUAUGUGUCUGUGGACAAUAUUAAUCAAAAUGGAAAAAGGACCGUUUUCGCAAGUUCUGCUGAUAUAUAUAAUCUUUUUCAGAGUAAGGAGAAUUUAGCUACGCAACUUCAAAGACCAGCAUCAUAUCGUCACAGUUUUCAUGCAGUGCCUGUGUCUGUAGCAUCAGGGAAGAGUGAUCCAAAUGAUAUUUUCAAUGAAAGGGAUGAACCUCGUCCAAGGUCAUCAUCAACAAGUGUUGCUUCUAAAAAUAAAUCAUGGAAUCCAUUUGGAAGUUUGUUCGGUAAAAAGCGAAAAUCUUCCACGGGUGGAGAAAAUUCAAAAUCAACAGAUAAAUCAUCCAAAAGUGGCAAUCAGAUGAAAACAAAAGUACAAACUCACCAGGAUAUUUUAAUUCAUAAUAGACAACAAAUGAAUCAAACACCUGAAAUGUUGCCAAGGCGACAACUUGUAGAAGAACAUGGACCAGUGGUGCCACCUGUCAUAAAGUCUUCAACACUUCCACGUCAUACCUCAUCGGAUAAGGUGUUCCCAGAUAAACCAUUUAAAACUAUUGCAUUGUUUGAAGAGUCGGGUACUAAAUUGUCAACAUUGGUGUAGCAAAAUAUUUUGUAUAUAAUGAUAUUUAUGUGUAUUUUCAAAAUCAUUAGUUGUUGUGCUGAGCAUAUAAAUAUUUUUUAAUUAGCUAACCUUAUUUAUUAAGAUAUAAAAUGUGCUUGUGUAUAAUGUUUAUUAAGUUACUAUAAAUAAAUUUAUCAAAAUAAAUUUACAAAUUAAUUUUUAUUUAAUUUUUACUACUUUACAAAAGAACUUUUUUAAUCACCAAUUAAAGAAAAAAAUUAAAUAAUUUGAGAAAUUGAAAUGGUUUUCAUUCAGAAAAAGGGAAAAUAAAGUCAUUUUUUUUAAUAAAACAAUUUUAAGGGUAAUUUUUGUCAAAUAAACAGUUGUAGGUCGGGUUGUCUGUCUCUUUGACAUAUUCCCCAUUUCCAUUCUCAAUUUUAUUAAUGGCUGUAUGCUGAUUUGAGUAUGUAAUUUGUUUAUAAGAACUGACCUUAGAAGUUUCAUUGAUAUUAAUCUUAAUUAGGGCAUAAGAGAAGAAUUCCUGGCCAUUUUAGAUGACGAAGAUAAUGUCAAUUUGUAUCAGUGUCUGCUUAUAAAAACAAUUGCUUCUGGGUCAAUCUGGGAUAUCAGAUUCUGUUAAUGAGCAAAAAAAUUAUCACAAUGGACAUCUAACAUGUCAACAAUCAUUAAAAAAAUAUGUCAUGUAUAAUUUUAAUUUGAUAAUGUCAUCAAGUAAUGAUAUCUUCUAAAAAAAUGUUGAAAUUCUUAAAUAUUCUGUAUCUGAAAUUGGCAAUAAUGACAUUCUUUGUCGUGAAUAACAUGAAUAAGGUAUUUCUUCAUAAAAUUAUUAUAAUUAUAUUUCAUUAAUGAAGAUGGGAUUUGUCAUUUGUACUUGUGGUAAAAGAUCAAAGGGAGCAUCUCAAAACACAUUCCAUUACAAAGUUGUGAAAGUUACCUGUGUUAACACAUUGCUCCCAAGGAAAUGUACUUUCAGAAUAAUUAAAAGUAUUACAUUGGUUGCAAUGGUUAUACAGUGAUUUCCUGGUCAACUAAAACCCAUUUUAUGGAUUGAAAAUACUGCAAUGAAUGUCCAUCAUUUAUUAUUACCUCAUUAUUGGAGAAAAAGAGGUGGACAAGAAAAGAACUAAAGUAGGCAAGGCUUAUAAAUGUCAUUUACCAUCAUUUAAACCUUUCAUUGCAAUUUUGUAAAAUAAACUUGGAUAUCUCCAUAAAAAUUCUAAAUUUUAUUCUUGUGAAUAAAAGGAGGGAGAUGUGGGGCUUAUGCCAAUGAGUCAGCAAACCAACAACAUAGAUAACUAAAAGACACUUAGAGGUAAACAAACACUUUCUUUGGCAAUAGACAGGUGUCUAUAAAAUACAUCAAGGGCCAACUCUCCUACACAGAAAGCAUCAAAGAUCUUCCCCCAUCAUACCAAAUUCUCCCAAAAACAAAAAACACUGAGAUAUGACCUGAGAUAACCACUGAUGUCAGGUUCUCUCUCCAAUCAGUUUUGAGAUGCUCUCCACAAUAAAACUUGCACAAUAAGAUAAGUCAUCGUUAUUAACUGUCAAUAUAAAAACAUCUUUUUGAUUUACGUGAUCGAUUGCUAGUUUUAUAUUUCCUUCUGUCAUUAAGUAAUUUGUGAAGGAAUCUAAAUCUUAGAAUAAUUAUGUAAAAUGUCGUAAAAUUAUUGAAUAAAGUACAAACAAUUAAGAAUGCUUUGUUUUUUACCUGACAUUUGCACAAUAAAUAUUUUUUAAUUGACCACAUUGUACAAUACAGAUUUUGGAAAAGUUUCGGUUAUUUUUAUAGUGGUUAUUUGUUCCUUAUACAAGUUUACAAAAUAAUUUUGUAUUUGUCAUCUUUCUAGUUAAGGAGGAAAGAAGGGAACAAUUCUUAUACUACUUGUCGUUAUUUAAAAAAGAGUUAAAGUGAGGCCUUUAUGAAAAGCUCACACUGCACUGUAAUUGAGAGCAGAAUAUUUUAAUAAAUUUCAAAGAUUGUUGUAAGGGAGAUAACUCUAGGUUUUAUGAAAAUUCUUUUAUUUAUCAAUACUCUAUUGAAGUUUCAUGUUCAUUCUCAUUUCGCUUUCAAUAGAGUAUAAAGAUUUAUAAGGUUAAAAAAGAUGAAAAGGUGGCAUUAGAAUAACAUCAACAUUUCUUACAUUUUUGCCUGAAUUUAUGUUAUUAAUUUUAUAUCAAUUUUUCAUUGUAAAUCACCAUUAUGGUCAUCUGUUUCUGAUUUGACCUCAGAGGCACAUUUAAAUUGCAUUUAAAACACCUGUCACAUUUAGUAAUGGCUUCAAGAUUUGAAUUUUAUGUGUCAUUAUUCCAUUUUAAUUUAUGCUAUUUGUCUCAGCAACAUAUAAAUUUAUUAGCAGCAGGUUUUUGUCAGAAUGUUGCUUCUCAGGGUUUUAAUUUAUUUUUACAUGGCAUUUUCAUCCAGUUUAUAACCAAUUACAUACAAAUAAGUUCAGGAAAAUUUGUUUAUUUAUUUAUUUCUGUAAUAGUUAGAUUAUUUAGUACAUUUUCUUGUGAAUCGGACUCAUCUAAAGGGAAUCAUUUAAAAACAUGAUUAAGGUGACAAUUUUGUACUCUAAGACCCACUCUGCAUUUAGCUAUCAUUUCAACAAUUUACAAUUGAGGACAAUGUUGAUAAGCGCUUUUUUGGACCUUUGAAAAUAACACAGCAAGAAUGUUUAAGCAUUGUGUAAAAAUAUUUUUUUAUACAAUAUCUUUUACCAAACAAAAUGCAUAUACAUGUUUGUAAAGUUGCAAAUAAGAUAAAGUUCUCUUUUAAUUGAAAUGUGCAAAUUGUGAAAAAAAACUUAAUGUUUACUCGAAAGUGUUCAUCUUGAAAACUGCUAAUAGGAUAGAACAUUAAUUUCUGUUGUAAAAUUUAUAACUCACAGGUUCAUACCAAGUUUACCACACUUUUACUCAGGUCUUUGUCUGUAGAAUUAUUUGCAAUAGAUUAUCAACGUUUCAUAACUCAAUAAUUCAGGAAAUGUGCAUUUUCUGGCAAAAUUUCAUAUUUAGAACAAUCAAGUUGAAAAAAAAAAAAUUGACUUUUUAUUCUUAUAAUGGCCAAAUUAUUGUAAUUUAAGAAUUUUUAAUUUUCCUUUAGAUAUCUUAUCCUACCUAUCCUGUCCUUUGUUCUUUUAGACUGGAUCCCUGUUCAAAGACUGCCAGGAUCAGUUGUAAGAUUGCAUACAGGGAUUUGCUUGAGAGGUUUUAUUAACCUUCUAAAUACUUAUUUAUAUAAUAUUUCUUAUAGAAUAUGUUGUUAUAUAAUGCACAGUUGACUAUAAAGUAUAAACACAAGGGUUGCAGUUUCAGAUGAAUUAAAAAUGAAAAGUUCAGUUACAUCAUUUUGUGAAUCAGGUUUUAUUUAUAUUUCUUUGGUUUGAAACCAAGGUGUACUCUUUUAGUGUUCUUUUAUGCAUUUUCACAAGGUGCUUAAUUGUAUAUUUUACAAAGAUACAUUUGUAGUUUUAAUCUCUUGGAAAAAGUAAAAGCAGUAAGAAAAGAUAUGUAAAAAAAUCUUUAUUUGAUGAAAUGCCAAAGAUAAAUUUAAAAUGAGUCAUUUCAUUUUUUUAUGAAGUUGCCUUCCCAUAAAAUGUUAUUACGUUUUACAUCAAAUACUUUUUAUUUUUAAUAGAUAAUUAAGACAUGUUUCAAAGAAUAAUUGUGUUACGUUAUAAUUUUCUUAUGUUAAUAUGCAAAAAUUUGGCAAUGUAAAUUGUGAUUACUCUUUAAUCUUUAUAUUUUAUGAAAGCUGACGUUUAUUUUGCUAUGAAUUACAAGAAAAUCUUGUGUUAAGGGUUAAAUUAUAGUUUUAUGAAUUUAAAUUAUUUUAGAUUUAGUCAUUUAUAUUACAGCUAUGCUGUUUGCAUUUUGGAGUGUUUUUUUAUGAACUUUGAUGUUUUAAGUCAGUCAUUUUACAGAAGGUUUUUUAUGAAGAAUGUUUUAUUUUUGCAUGUAAAAAGUCAUUUAAUGUUGUUAAUUGGUGUAUAUUUCAUUGUAUAGGUAAUUUAAUGAUAUUUCAUUACCCUUUAAAUGUAUUUUCAACAGCUAAGUUAUUUAAAACAUGUCAGCUAAUAUUGACUCGGUAAUUGGGCAGAUAAUCUGAAACUUUUUUUAACGGAAUGUCUAUCAAUCUUUACAAUCAGUAACAUAAGUGGGCAUUUUGUUCAGACUUUUGGUAAAAUUGUUGGAAAAAAAAGAAAACUUUCCAGGAAAAAUAUUUAUGUAACUUUCAUUUUAUUUUCAAUGGUUUUUUUUAGUUCUAGUAUUUUGCCCAGUAAAGUUUUUAUAGUGAGCAGGGAUAUUUUGUACAGUGAAUUUGAGAAAAUUAUAAACAAUGUAUAAACAAAAGAUGUUGCUUAAUAUUAAGUUAUAAAAUGCUAAAUUCAAAAAGAUAUGAAACAAUUUCCUCCAACCUAAAAGCAAUAUAAGUAAAUUAUGAUCAACUAUUGGAGUUAUCUUCCCUUAGACAAUUGUCAAAAAAACAAACUAUCUUUGCACUAUUUGAAAAUUAGAUUGUUGAUGAUGAUAAAUUAGAAAUACAUUUAUUGUAUGAUUAAAUGUUGAUAUAAAAUCUGGCCGAGUAUACUAAUUCUGUGAUAUUUUGUACAGUGUAUGAUAUUUUUGUCAGAUUGUUGGGCAGUAUUAAAACCAUCAUCAUACUCAUCAUUUCUCAUUAGUACUAUAUAUAUAUAUCUAUAUAUAGUCAUUGAAUAAAAAUAUUCAUGAACAAA